Closterium sp. Yama58-4 is the source of this 8340-nucleotide messenger RNA. The record is from the annotation of a GenBank genome assembly. NCBI's taxonomy places the organism in Eukaryota, Viridiplantae, Streptophyta, Zygnematophyceae, Desmidiales, Closteriaceae.
AUGGUCAAACGCACAUCACUACCCCAUAACGGAGGUAUCACUGCUGCUAACGGAGAUGGUACAGCACGACAUGCGCUGCCUCUCCCCCUCACAUGCACCCUUGGCUUUGCCUCCCUCUUCCCGCUCGCAACCACCCCUCAUCCCUAUAGUGGAGUGGAGGUGGCGCUGCUGCUAGCGGAGAUGGUGCAGCACGACCUGCGCUGCCUCUUCCACUCCCAUACUCCCUCUUCUCAACCCUCCCCCCCAUCCCGCUCGCCCCCACCCCCCAGCCCCAUAGUGGAGGUGGCGCUGCUGCUAGCGGAGAUGGUGCAGCACGACCUGCGCUGCCUCGCCUUCUGCAAGACAAGGAAGCUCUCAGAGCUCGUCCUCACGUACACCAAGGAGGUGCUGCGGGAGAGAGCGCCACAUCUGGUGGGCACAGUGCUGGCGUACCGUGCCGGGUACACGGCUCAGAGCAGGGUACAGAGGUGGGCAGGCAUCCUACAACUGUUCGCUCCAUCUGCCUCAGCUCACACGGACCAAUCUCCUUGCUCCCUUCCUCCCCCCUCUCUCCAUCAGGACCGGCGGCGCAUUGAGAGGGAGCUGUUUCACGGGCGGCUGCGUGCUGUGGCAGCAACGAGUGCAUUGGAGCUAGGAGUGGACGUGGGUGCCCUAGACGCCACCCUGCACCUCGGCUUCCACGGCUCCACCGCCAGCCUCUGGCAGCAGGCCGGCCGGGCAGGGCGCAGGGAGAAGGCCUCUCUCUCUAUCUACGUUGCCUUUGACGGGCCGCUAGAUCAGUACUUUAUGGCGGCUCCUGACAGGCUGUUCUCUCGGCCAAUCGAGCGCUGCCAGCUGGACGCGGAGAAUCCCCUGGUGAUGCGGCAGCAGCUGCAGUGUGCCGCGGCGGAGAUGCCGUUGCUGGAGGAUGUGGAUGGGAGGUUCUUUGGCCCGUCAUUGGCCGAGAGGAUUGCUGAGCUGGCGGGAAAGGGCGCGCUUGGGAGGAGUCCGGAGAAUCCCGAGGUGGACCGCGGGUGGAGGUACAUUGGGGCGGGGAAGCGGCCGGCGCAGUUUGUCCCGGUGCGGGCGAUCGAUCCGAACACGUAUGCGGUGGUGGAGGCGAGGACUGGGAUGGUGCUGGAGGAGAUCGAAGAGAGCAAGGCCUUCUUCGUGCUGUACGAGGGUGCGGUGUACCUGCAGCAGGGGCGAACCUUCCUGGUGACAUCCCUGGAUCUGGAGAAGCGGGAGGCACGGUGUGUGCGGGCGGAUGUGCGGUAUUACACCAAGACAAUCGACAUGGUCGCUGUGACUAUAAAGGGCGGCACUCUGGCUUUUCCAUACCCACACAUGCCGUCUGCAAAGCCAGCUUCAGCCUCUUUGGUUAUGACGUCAGCACACAAAGUGCUCAAAGAGGCGAUGACCUCAGCAGCACACGCAGCAGCACCCUUCGAGCCAGUGACGUCAGCACACGUGGCAAAAGGCGGUGUGAUGACAUCAGCACAGACGGCACCGUGUGAGGUUACGACUCGGUGGAUUGGUUACCGCAAGAUGUGGCGCGGGUCAGGAGAGCCGUUUGAAACGGUGGAGAUGACACUGCCAGAUGUAACGUACGCCACCCAGGCAGUGUGGGUGGCGGUGGCGGGUGGGACAAAGGCGGCAGUGGAGGCAGCGGGUAGUGACUACCGUGCCAGCCUGCAUGCUGCCGCUCAUGCCCUCGCCAACAUGGUUCCCCUCUUCCUAGCCUGCAUGGCAUCGGACAUGGGAGUGGAGUGUGCCUCUCCCUACGACUCGCGCUUCUUCCCUCAGCGCCUCCUGCUUUAUGACAAGCACCCGGGGGGGAUCGGCCUGGCGGUGCAGCUCCAACCUCAGUUCCCCUCGAUCCUCCGUGCUGCACUGGAGCUGGUUACCAAGUGCCAGUGCAGGCUGCGUGGAUCGUCAGCCAAAGCGCAGACCUGCUCGUACGCUUCUCCGCCCGUAGCGGCUGACCGUCAGGAUCAGCCCGACAGCCAACUGCCUGAUCAGCCAUGGUCAGAUCCGAGACUGACUGAUCGAGAAUCCUCCGAACGAGAAUCGCAGGACAGAGAAUCGCAGGGCAGAGAAUCGCAGGAUAGAGAAUCGCAGGACACAGAGUCGCAUGAUAGGGAAUCGCAGGACAGAGAAUCGCAGGACAGAGAAUCGCAUGACACUGAAUCGCAUGAUAGAGAAUCGCAUGAUAGAGAAUCGCAGGAUAGAGAUUUGAUUGACGGAGGGUUGUCGUUCGGUCGAGAAUUCGCUAAUCGUAGAUCGCCUGAUAGAGAAUCGUCGUCUGGUAAGGUAUCGUCUUUUCAACCGAGUCUCGAUGACACACUCGUGGUCACGGGACGCGCCGAGGCUUCUAUAACGGGGCAUUGUUAUACCGAGGGUUAUCCAACGGAUGAUCACCGAACGGGGAGUUACCGUAUGGACGAUUCUCAUACGGAAGAUCGAACUGAGGAUUGUCGUACCGAUGACUCUCGCAUGGUGGAUUAUCGUACGGAUGACUCUCGUACGGGCGUACCAAGUGAUCGAAGCACUCAUAGAUUCCCUGAUCGCAUCUAUGCGUUCCUGCAGCACGCCGAUGGGAUCCUGCAGCGCGCGCAGCUGUUGCUGCAGAGCCUUGUGCGCCAUAGCCGGUGGUGGUGGGUGCAGCGGCGACGAGUCGCCGCGUUUGUUAUCCAGAAGAAGCACGCUCGCGGGAGCCAUGGUGCGGGGGCGCGGAGCGAGCACCGGGUGGGGGACGAGGAAGCGGAGGAGGAAGGGGCCGCGGGUGUGUCCGCGAGCGCGCAUGUCCGCCCUGGGGCGCGAGCAGGCGGGCAUGGGCGCGAGGAGUGGUACAGGCGAGGGCUGCACAUCCUCCCAGGCUCGCCCCCUCGCCCCAAGUGGAACGCCUCUGAUGACUCCUUUCUCAACUCGCUCGUGAGCAGGUGGCACGUGCAGCCGUACUCGUCGCUGCCAGGCGUGUAUCUGCUGCAGCAGCCCACGGACUUCGCCUGUGUGCUGCUCAUCCAAGACGCCUGCUACCUCUUCAUGCAAGGCAAGUCAAAGCACCACCAGCCCCACACAGGGAUCUGGUUUGCCAGGGAUCGAACCCGCGACCUCUCACAGAUAUCCAUCAUCAAUAACGUGUGCCACCUGUACAGUGACAGGCUGGCAGACGCGCUGUACGAGUCCUGGCUGGAGCUGAGCUGGCAUGAGCUGGCAAUGGCCCUCCAGAGAGAGGCCGUUCAUGGGAACGGGGUGAGGAGGGGGAGGGGGGAAGCAGGGGAGGGGAGAAGAGGAGGGGAGAGAGGGGGCAUGGAAGGGAGAGGAAAGGACAGGCAAGGGGUUUGGAAGAGUAAGGGAAAGGGAAAGAGAGCAGAGCGAGCAGGUGGGGGAGCAGGAGGGGAGGAGGUGGAAGAAGGAGGGGAGGAGGUGGGAGCAGGAGGGGUGGGUGGAGGGAUGAGUGUGGAGGAUGUGAGGGAGGUUGCUCGGUUGCAUGCUGCAGCAGUGAGGAAACGCAAGGCGGACCAAGAGACUACAGGCCAGUCUACGACAGCAGGCGACGGACUGGGGUACUCGCUGGACGCUCUAGACGCUCCAGAAGCUCCAGAAGCUUCUGAUGGGCCGCUUGUGAAGCCGGUGAGGUUGAGAGACCCCAGUGAUGACUGGAGGGAGCCAGGCACAGGCGUGAAGGCGCAAGGGGGCCGGGCUGGUGAGAGGAGGGCUGGGAGGGGUGUGACAGGUGGUGGUGGUGGAGGGGAGAGGGUUGAGGCGGGUGAGAAGGGAGGCAAGGCGAGUGGGAAGGGUGAGACGAGUGUGAGAGGAGGUGGUGGUGGAAGGGAGACUGAAAGGAAAGUGAAGGUGGAGGUGGUGAGUGCGCGGAGGAAGCUGUUGGGAUUCUGGGGGUCCAGCAAACGCCACAGCCAGGGGGUGCGCACACAGCAACCCGGCAGUAGCAACAGCAGCAGCAGAACCAAAUACCACCUUCCACAUAUGCAACCUCUGCAGGCGCGGCAAACAACCAUGGACAACCUAGCAGACGGGUUCACCCAGGAGCCAGACGAGCAGCCGCCAGUAGACCUCUCCGACCUCAAACGCCGCUCCCUGCACACCUACGGGCGGCUGAGCAGCAGCAGCACCACCACCAGCAGCAGACGCCGCCUUCCCAAGAUGCAACCUCUGCAGGCGCGGCAAACAACCAUGGAUAAUCUAGCUGACGGAUUCACUCAAGAACCAGACGAGCAGCCGCCAGUAGACCUCUCAGACCUCAAGCGCCGCUCCCUGCACACCUACGGGCGGCUGACUAACCACCUGGGCAUGACCCGGUACGUGGGGGUGAGUGAGGGGCGGAGUAGGGAGAGGUUAGUGAGGGGGAUGAGGGGGAGGGUGGUGCGUGUGGGCGUGGUGGCGAUGUAUGGUUCGGCUGUGGGCGAGUUUGGGCGCGCGCUGGUGCCUCUCAUGGAAGUGGCGGGUCACCUGGAAGACUCGUUGGGGCCACAGGUCGAUGCAGAGGCAGAACCGGGAAUUUUUCCGGGAAAUAAAGCAGUGCAGUGGGUUCAGCAGCAGGGUGGGCAGAAGGUGGAGCAGGAGGGGCGGAGGCAGCAGGGAGGGGAGCAGCAGAGGCGGGGUGAUGAGGGCGUGGUGCUCUUCUUCCCCGGAGAUGACUCCAUUCGCUCUCCGUGGACCGUGCAUGCCGCUCGCCUGCUCUUUGGUGACGCCACCAGGGUGGAGGCCGGCAGAGUGGCAGGCCAGAAGUUUCUACUGGUGAAGGCCUGCAGAGCAUAUGGUGCUGAAGGUGAAGGAAAGUCUAUCCACCACUUCCAUUCCCCCCGUCACGCCACCAGCCCGCCAGGUGUGCUUCCAAAACCUGCUGCUUCCCACCAACAAGCUGCACCGCACCCCUCACCUUUUCCCCCAACCCCCCCCCCAACACCGCACUCCACCCCUCCCAUUCUACCCCACCAGGUGUGCUUCCAGAACCUGCUGCUCCCAAUCAACAAGCUGCACCGCCCUCACAGCGCUGACCUCACUCGCCGCCGUGCCUCCCAACCUUCCCCAGCCUCCCAAGCUUCUCAAGCCACCCACGCCACCCAAGCCUCGCAAGCCUCUCCAGCCUCUACAGCCACUGCUCAGGCUUCUCAGGCUACUCAGACCCCAGCAGCCACUCUCCACACCCCUCAACCCACCCACUCACACACUGAACCGCUCCCAGGCACCCCAACCAUCCCAACCAUCCGAACCCUUCCAAGCCCCUCUCACCAAGACGCUCAGACCUCCUCUCUAGCACCUGAUCUCGUGCUCACGUCACAAGCCAUCUCGAUAGAAUCUGUCUCGCUACAAGCCAUGGCAUCUGCAGCUGGUGGCCACUCAGGGAGGCGAAACCCCUCAAUACUGCAGGAGGUUGCAGGUGUAGAUAUGGAGAGAGGGGAGCGAGUGGGUGGAGAGGGCAGCUAUGGAAAUGGGUCAGAAUCACUAGUGCGACCAAUGGUUUAUGAGAGGAGAAUACCGCCAAAGCUUGCCAUCCAUGCGUCUCCAGAGGAAAGGCUGGCUGUCGGCGUUGCUGCGCUGCCGUUGGGUGAUAAGCGCCGGGCAGCCGCUCUGGCGAAUCCCCUGGCUGCUGCUGCUGCCGCCGCCGCAGCAGCAGGAGGAGUGUCAGCAGGAGGAGUUGGAGUAGAGGAAGCAGGGAGGCGGACAGACGUAGGUUCCAAGUUACGCGAGGAAGUGAAGCAGAAGCAGCAGGACGUUGGGGCAAAAGGAACGAGCAGCGACAAAGGGAAUGUUAACGAGCAAAAGAAAUCGAAGAGGGAGAGGGAGAGAAAGAAUGCAGGAGUGGAGGGGAGUGAGGAGGAGGCACAGGAGGACGACCCAGUGGUUGAUGCUGAAGCAAUGGCGAGGCAAGAGAUAGAUGACUACUUCGACCAGUACGAGGAACAGCACAGCACCACCCACGAGACUGACCAUGACCGUCGCCCCUUCCCCACUGACACUAAUUUCUCCACCACCUCCGGUCUCACCCCCAACGUCACUGACACUGACCAGUAUCAACCUUCUGCUGAGCCUGGUGCUACUGAGGCUGGGUCCUCUCCUACCCCAUCCAUGGGAGGUUUGCAGGUUCCCAGACAAACGUUUCUAUACCUGCUGCCUGAUCGGGAUGCGUCGGGCAGGUUAACGGGCAGCACGGGAAAGGAUUUCUGGCAGGUGACUCUAGUGGAGCGUGACAAUGUUGAGGGGCUGAAAAAUCAGCAGGAGGUGGUGGCGCUGAUUCAAGCGGUCUUCCCAGAGCUGCCGGUUGCAGUUGUGCGGCUUGGCAACAUGUCACUGCAUGAUCAAGUGCCAAUAAUGAAGCGCACGCUCGUACUGGUAGCAGUUCACGACCUUAUCCUCUCCACCUCACUCUUCUUCAUGCCACGUGGCACUGUCUUAUUGGAGCUCUUCCCCUACAAGCUCUUCAGCACGCAGCACAAGAAGCUUGCCCUCCGGUCUGGAAUACACUACAUGGCCUGGCAAAACCAGUAUCGUUACAACGCAUUCUUCCAGGAAAAUUGCUUUUGGCGAGGAGGUUACAAAGAUACUAAGGAUGAGCGCCGUUCGCAAAGGCGUGCUACCAUGCGCGCUAUCAUGCGCGCUACCAUGCGCGCCACAAUGCGCGCUGCCAUGCGCGAUGCUGCUGUGCUCGCCUUCCACGGCGUCGCAAUCGCGGCGCUCCUGCUGUCCGCCACAUGCGCAUCGGCGACCGCGCAUGGCCACUCGCUUUCCCCGCGCUCCCGUUCCGCGCGCGCGCUGAAGGCGCUGGAGGUGGAGCCUUCUCCGCCGCCCGAGUCGCACCGCGAAUCACGGCGCGCGCUAAAAGCGGUGGAGGUGGAGUCGAUAGCGGGGCCCGGCUGCGUGAACGCGUUUCCCGCGAAGCCGCUCUGCAAGUUCGUCGACAGCCUUGCGUCGCGCGUCAUUCCCGUGCUGGACGGCGGCUCCGGCAAGACGCUGUCGAUCGGUGUCUACCAGACGUACCAGAAAUUUCAUCGCGACCUGCCGCCGACGAAGAUCUACGCGUACGGCAUGAGCGAGAAGACCGCGUCGUACCCCGGCCCGACGAUUGUGGCGAAAAAGGGGGUUACCACGCGGGUUACCUGGUGCAACCGGCUGCAGGACCGGCAGCACAUGUUCACGCAGGACCACACUCUCAUGAAAGGAAUGCCCAAGCCGAAAAAGGGCGGCGUUCCCAUCGACCCUAACGGGGAUGAGCGAAACAUGAAGACGUGGCUACCCCCCUGGAAGCGCACCGUGCCGCUGGCGAUCGCGGACCGCCUGUUCUUUAAGAACGGGUCGAUUAAUUUCCCGAACGUGGGCGUCGAUCCGAAAGUGCAUCCGAAUUGGAUUCCCGAGUACAUAGGCGACACCAUCGUCGUCAACGGCGUGGUUUGGCCAUACCUGCGCGUGCGCCCCGCGGUGUACCGCUUCCUCCUCCUCGGCGCGGCCAACGCGCGCUUCUUCAACCUCCGCUUCCAGUGCGCCGCGCGCGGAGACUACCCCAACUUCGUCCCCCCGCUGCGCGGAAGCGUCAUCAAUUUCGCGCUCAUAGGCAGCGACGGGGGAUACCUCCAGCGCCCGGUCUAUCUCUCCUCUCUGCUGCUUGCCCCCGGGGAAAGAUACGAUAUUCUCGUGGACUUUGCCGCGGCGCAGCAGGGCGGCGCGUGCAGGGAUGUGAUUGUAACGAACGAUGCUGCAGCGCCGUAUCCCGGGGGCGAGGCGGUGGAUGGGAACACGGGCGUGGUGAUGCGGUUCGUGAUCCUCGACCGUUCGCCCUUCAAGGCAUCAUCAAUUCCCAGGAGAAUAGUUCCUGUCCCCUCUAUAGACUUCUCCAAGAUCCACAGAGUGCGCUGGAAGAAGCUAGUGGAGACUGCCAAUCCGAUAAGUGGCAUGCCAGAGCGAGUCACUAUAGACGGGCUUCGUUAUAUGGACACAGCCACAGAAAUCCCUGUACAAGGCACUAGCGAGAUAUGGCACAUCAUCAACCUCUCGGCCGACGCGCACCCUAUUCACUUGCACUUGGUGCAAUUCCGGGUCGUUUCGCGUCGCGCUUUCGACGCACAGGCAUACCAGGCGAACAAGUGUUCCUUCACCAGUAAAAAUCGCCCGUCUUGCUUUGUGGGACCGGAGAUGAAGGCGCAGAAGCACGAGAUUGGGUGGAAAGACACGGUGCCUGCACUUCCGGGUCAAGUACUCACAUUCUGGGUCGGCUGGUAUGGCCAGGAUGGCAAGCCAUUUGAGUUUGAUCCCACUACUGGGCCGGGAUACGUGUGGCACUGCCACAUACUCGACCAUGAGGAUAAUGACAUGAUGCGUCCGUUGAAGAUACGCAAGCAGUAA